Molecule: messenger RNA, 3408 nt
Organism: Neogale vison (American mink)
Lineage: Eukaryota; Metazoa; Chordata; Mammalia; Carnivora; Mustelidae
Gene: KCNB2
Product: potassium voltage-gated channel subfamily B member 2
Exons: 3
Coding region: 407-3145 (912 amino acids)
Biological process (GO): potassium ion transmembrane transport; protein homooligomerization
Cellular component (GO): membrane; voltage-gated potassium channel complex
Molecular function (GO): delayed rectifier potassium channel activity; protein binding
Source: RefSeq, a predicted model, not a curated record
UCGAUGAAGAUUAUUGUUCUUUUUAAGGAUACCUUAGCUUCCUCCCGCCGCCUCUCCUUUGAGCUUUCCUGCUAGAGACCGUGAACAGAGUCAGGGAUGUGAGGAGAGGGGAAAAAACGCCAGGAGCUCCAGCCAGCCGGGGAGACCCUCCUCUCCGUGGAGGGGAGGGGGAUUUCCAGCGACAGAUCAUUGGCGAAGGGGACCGUCGCAGGGAGAGGAGCCCCGGAGGGAGCGGGGAAUCCCACAACCCUUUGUGGUGCCCGAGCCCGUGCCGCCUGCUGAGCGGGGUCUGUGGGAGCUAGUUGUGUUGGUGGAAAUGCCUGCCUCAGAAGGCUAUCACUUCAGCUGACACUCCCACAGCUCAUUCUUUUGAGGAGCCUGGCUCUGUGGCUUUGUCCAGUUCAAAAUGGCAGAAAAGGUCCCCCCUGGCUUAAACAGGAAGACUUCAAGAUCAACACUGUCCCUUCCACCAGAACCUGUGGACAUCAUUAGGAGCAAGACAUGCUCGCGGAGGGUUAAAAUCAACGUGGGGGGCCUCAACCACGAAGUUCUGUGGAGAACGUUGGACCGGCUGCCCCGGACGCGCUUGGGGAAGCUCCGGGACUGCAACACGCACGAGAGCCUCCUGGAGGUGUGUGAUGACUACAACCUCAGCGAGAACGAGUAUUUCUUUGACCGGCACCCGGGGGCCUUCACUUCCAUUUUAAACUUCUACCGGACGGGCAAACUCCAUAUGAUGGAAGAAAUGUGCGCGCUCUCAUUUGGCCAAGAGCUUGAUUACUGGGGGAUUGACGAGAUCUACCUGGAGUCCUGCUGCCAAGCCAGGUAUCAUCAGAAGAAGGAGCAGAUGAACGAAGAACUGAGGCGGGAGGCCGAGACCAUGCGAGAGCGGGAGGGAGAAGAGUUUGAUAACACCUGCUGCCCGGAGAAGCGGAAGAAGCUCUGGGACUUGCUGGAGAAACCCAACUCAUCAGUGGCUGCAAAGAUCUUGGCCAUCGUGUCUAUCCUGUUCAUCGUACUCUCCACCAUCGCUCUGUCUCUCAACACUCUACCAGAGCUGCAGGCAACAGACGAGUUUGGCCAACCCAACGACAACCCCCAGUUAGCCCACGUGGAGGCUGUGUGCAUUGCUUGGUUUACCAUGGAGUACCUUCUCCGCUUCCUGUCCUCACCAAACAAGUGGAAGUUCUUCAAAGGCCCCCUAAAUGUCAUAGACUUGCUGGCCAUCUUGCCAUAUUACGUCACCAUCUUCCUCACAGAGUCCAACAAGAGCGUGCUGCAGUUCCAGAACGUGAGGCGCGUGGUUCAGAUCUUUCGGAUCAUGAGGAUCCUCAGGAUCCUGAAACUCGCCAGGCAUUCCACAGGCCUGCAGUCCCUGGGGUUCACCCUCAGACGGAGCUACAACGAAUUGGGCUUACUGAUCUUAUUUUUGGCCAUGGGGAUAAUGAUAUUUUCCAGCCUGGUAUUUUUUGCAGAGAAGGAUGAAGACGCUACCAAGUUCACCAGUAUCCCAGCGUCGUUUUGGUGGGCCACCAUCACCAUGACCACCGUGGGCUAUGGUGACAUUUACCCGAAAACACUAUUAGGGAAAAUCGUGGGAGGCCUCUGCUGUAUUGCCGGGGUUCUGGUUAUUGCCCUUCCCAUCCCAAUCAUUGUGAACAAUUUUUCUGAGUUUUACAAGGAGCAGAAACGCCAGGAGAAGGCAAUUAAAAGGAGAGAAGCUCUUGAGCGGGCCAAGAGGAACGGAAGCAUUGUUUCCAUGAACCUAAAAGAUGCCUUUGCUCGCAGCAUGGAACUGAUAGAUGUGGCCGUGGAGAAGGCAGGAGAGUCCGCCAGUACUAAGGACUCCGCUGAUGAUAAUCACCUGUCCCCAAGCCGGUGGAAGUGGGCCAGGAAAGCUCUGUCGGAAACAAGCUCCAACAAAUCUUUCGAGAAUAAGUACCAGGAGGUUAGCCAGAAAGACUCCCACGACCAGCUGAACAACACUUCUUCCUCCAGCCCGCAGCAUCUGAGUGCCCAGAAACUGGAGAUGCUGUACAACGAGAUCACCAAGACGCAGCCUCACGCCCACCCCAACCCGGACUGCCAGGAGCAGCCCGAGAGGCCCUCUGCAUACGAGGAGGAGAUCGAGAUGGAAGUAGUGGUGUGCCCGCAGGAGCAGCUGGCCGUGGCGCAGACCGAGGUCAUCGUGGACAUGAAGAGCACCUCCAGCAUUGACAGCUUCACCAGCUGCGCCACCGACUUCACAGAGACCGAGAGGUCGCCGCUGCCGCCGCUGUCCGCCUCCCACUUGCAGAUGAAGUUCCCACCCGACCUUCCGGGGACGGAAGAGCACCAAAGAAUCAGGGGGCCCCCAUUUCUAACACUGAGCAGAGAGAAAGGGCCCGGGGCCAGGGAUGCCAUCCUGGAAUACGCUCCAGUCGACAUCACUGUGAGCCUUGAUGCCAGCGCUUCCCAAAGUGGGCUCCACGGCCCUUUGGCGUCGGACGGUACCUCCGAGAGCCCUAAAAGUUCGCUGAAAGGCAGCAACCCCCUAAAAUCCAGAUCGCUCAAAGUGAACUUUAAGGAAAACAGAGGCGGUGCCCCGCAGACCCCGCCCAGCACAGCCAGGCCACUGCCGGUCACCACGGCUGACUUUCCCCUCACCACCCCGCAGGUCAUCAGCACCAUCCUCCUCGAAGAAACCUCCUCCCAGGGAGACAGACCCUUGCUGGGCGCCGAGGUGUCCGCACACUGUCAGGGACCUUCCAAAGGGCUGACCCCUCGGUUUCCCAAGCAGAAACUCUUUCCUUUCUCGUCAAGAGAGAGGAGGAGCUUCACCGAAAUAGACACUGGCGAAGACGAUGACUUCUUAGAGCUCCAGGGGCCCAGGCAGGACAAGCAGGCCGGCUCCAGCCCCAACUGCUUUGCAGAUAAACCUAGUGAUGGAAGAGACCCUUUGAGAGAAGAGGCCUGUGUGGGCUCUUCCUCCCCCCAGGACACAAGUCACAACUGUAGGCAAGACAUUUACCAUGCUGUGGCGGAAGUAAAAAAGGACAAUAAUAGUCAAGAAGGGUGCAAGAUGGAAAACCACUUGUUUGCCCCAGAAAUUCAUUCCAACCCGGGAGACACAGGUUAUUGUCCCACACGUGAAACCAGCAUGUGACUAGUUACAAAAGCAAUAAUAAUAAUAAUAAUAAUAAUAAUAAUAAAAACUUGUUUCUUAAAAAUGCGGUAAUAAUGCCUGUGAACUAAAAACAUGGGAAGCCCCCUCCCACAAAAAAAAAGUGCAUAAAAUGUUAUUUUUGCAUGGCAUGAACAGUUUAGUUUAAGUACUGUUAAAAUAAACAGUCAAGACUGCAUUUUGUAAUGAACAGAAAUGACUGAGGAACAGUGAACAAAUAAAGAGAGCUCUAUUAUAGGAACCAG